GUCAGGGGCAGUUUGGACAAUCGCAGUGUGCCCAUACCUGUGGAUGCGGUAAUAACCUGACGGCGCCAAAUGGAUGUGACUUUGAGACGGGAAAUUGUGGUUGGUCGACAACAAGCGGCGUCUCCGACAAGGCCUGGUUGCUCCACGCAAAUUCUACACCCAGCUUGGGCACCGGGCCCAGCAGUGCAUACUAUGGAUCCAGGUACGCCUACGUGGAAGCAAGUGAGCCAACCUUGCCUGGGGACGUAUUUACUUUGGAAAGCCCACCUUUUGACGGCUACAGCUCGACCUUUGACGUUUCUUUCGCGUAUCACAUGCACGGCCUUGGAAUGGGACACUUAUACCUGAAAGGAAUGAAUGCCACAGGCGAUUGGGACGAUCUUUGGAGCGCCCAUGGUCCUUCGGCCGACGUGUGGCAAAAUGUCUUCCUGGUGGUCCCUCCAGGUUUUGGCCUGUUGCGAUUCGAAGGUGUGUCAGGUGUUGAUUGGAGAAGUGAUAUCGCCAUUGAUGCAAUUCAAGUUGCAACAACGACAACCACGUCCACACUUCUUACUACCACUGCUGCUCCUACUUCAACAGGCAUCGAAGCCUUGAGCGCUGAUUUUGAAGGAGAUCUUGGAAAUUGGACGACUGAUGGCCAAUACAAAUGGGCAUUGAAAACAGGUCGUACUCCCAGUGGUGGGACUGGGCCAUCUGGCGCUUACGAAGGUCAGUACUAUGUGUACGUCGAGGCCAGCAGCCCGAACUACCCCAGCAAGACUUUCAAUUUGGAGAGCCCGACGUUCCUUGCAGGGGCGAGUGCAAGGGCCAUCUACUUUGCAUACAGCAUGAUUGGCAACACCAUGGGCUCGCUGGAACUCCAGUAUAGCACCGGAACCAAUUGGACCGAGCUUUGGAAGGUGUCAGGCGACAAAGGUUCUAGCUGGCUGACAGCAGCUGUGACUGUGCCACCUGCGGCAGUCGCAUUGCGCUUCCAAGGUGUGACAGGCUCUAGUUACCGCAGUGACAUUGGUUUGGACAGCAUUGUAGCCUCUGAAUUCGGAAUCACUACUCCUCCGCCUCUCUCGCCCACAGAGGCACUCACCUGUACCUUUGAGACAAACCUUUGCAACUGGAACAAUGUUGAUGGCGCAAAAGAUUGGACUCGGGAUUCUUCUGGCACUCCAAGCAGUGGAACAGGUCCAUCCUCUGCUCAUCAAGGCUCUCACUACAUCUAUACAGAGGCCAGCGGCGGCAACCACAACAAGGACUUUAUCUUGGAAUCUGGGCACUUUGUAGUGACAACUGCGCUGAAACUGCAGUUUUACUACCACAUGAAGGGCACGAGCAUGGGUGACUUGACCGUGUCGUGCAUGAGCACUGGUGCAUCGGACUGGCAGCCGCUCUUCACGGUCUCCGGGUCUCAAGGUGAUUCGUGGCGACAAGCUGAAGUGGUGCUACCGAUGGACUGCGAGUCGGUUCAGCUAAAGGGCCACACAGGUUCCGGUUGGUCCAGUGACAUCACCGUGGAUGACAUCAAAGUGGUUGAUGGCUGAAGGCGAAGACUGAGUGCAGGCCCAUGUUCCCGUCAUGCACUUUCAAAGGAAACGUGCGCGCGCUUUGCCCGCAUGGAAAAGGACAG
Messenger RNA from Durusdinium trenchii, 1621 nucleotides. Lineage: Eukaryota; Dinophyceae; Suessiales; Symbiodiniaceae. The record is from the annotation of a GenBank genome assembly.